CUGACAAUUCACACCAAUCAAUAUCGUCGUCUUCGCUGCUGGUUGGAAUCCGUUCCCCAUAGUAUCCUCGUUCGUAAUAGGCAUUGUCAAAGCUAUGCAACCCAAACCCCACUGAACAACAUUGUGGGAUCCGGCACAGCAUCAGGCGGCAGGUUAACGGCAGCAGUCAGCAAGCCAUGAGUGUAACCAUUUCAGGGUCCAGACCAACCUAAACGCCUUCUUCAUGACCAAAACCCCGGCGGGCCAAUUGCCAGUAGAUUACUAUAAACGUUGUCUUCUUCUCGUUGCCUCGUCCCAGUUUGAUCUUUUUCUGGUUGUGCCUCCUCGACCUCUCAUGCUCACACGUUUCCAGGCUAGCUGUUUCCCCAGUGAAGUACAAGGGCAGCAUCGAGUGGCGAGUGUCAUGUGCCUUUCAGCCAUUGAUUUACCACAUCCUCUCCUGCAAUAGGUCACAUCAACAGUUACCUAUCUGGCAACAUCCUCAAUUCAUCAACAGAAAACAGCCAUAUCUAUAAGCGUGUACAAUCCAAAAAUCACAAGCCAGCACAUCAAUGCGCCCAGAAGUGGUCUCGGUGGGGCCGUCUGCCAGCAUGGAGAUCGUCGGGGAGGAGAUAGUGGAUCCGCCGAGACCAUCGCCGCCAUCAUCGUCAUCGACGCCGCCAACUCCGACCACCUUCAUCCUCGAAACUGAACCACAACCACAACAACAACACCAAACGAGCGGGUUUUUUGCCAGGAUACGCUCCUCUGUCAUGGAGUCACUUGAGAAGAGGAAGCUGGGCGGUGUAAGAGUGGAAUACACCGAGAUUCCCAGCAGCGAACUUGAGCAUGAAGAGCAGGGUGUGGAGACGGUGAAUGGUGAGCCAGCGAGCUGCAGCAAAUGCGGGCAACCAUCAUCACGGCAUGGGAGAGGAGGGCAGAGGAAGAAGGGGCUGUGGAAGUCGUGGGGGUUGCAAUUGCGGGUUACGGUGCUUGGAGUAGGAUUGUUAGCCCUCAUCCUCCUCCUCAACCUCCUCUCCGCCAUCAAAGACUCCCUCAUCGGCGCCCGCCACAACGACUACGACCCCUUUGUCAACUGGGGCCAACCCAACACCGGCACGGAGGAUCUCUCCUGGUACCCAACUGACUUCCUCCGGGACGUCAUCCCCCUCCCCUGCCACUCCCACAAUGACUACUGGCGCCGCGUCCCGUUAUUCGACGCCCUCUACGCGGGGUGCACAGGAGUAGAAGCCGACGUCUGGCUAUUCAACAACGACCUGCUUGUCGGCCACGACCUGGCUUCCUUGCAAGUAAACCGCACGUUUCAAUCCCUCUACGUCAACCCCAUCGUCGACAUCUUGGAGAAGCAAAACCCCAAAACACCGUACUACAACGGGACGCUCAAUGGAGUCUUUGACGUCGACCCUGCCCAAACUUUGGUCUUGCUGAUUGAUCUCAAGACCUCGGGUCAUGAGACUUGGCCGCACGUGCUGAGGCAACUUGAUCCCCUGAGGGAAAGGGGAUGGCUUUCGUUUUAUGAGGAUGGGGAAUUUCGCUCGAGGCCUGUGACGGUUGUGGGCACGGGGAAUACACCCUUUGACCUCAUUUUGACACCCCCUUACCCAACCACCACCACCACCACCGCUAAAUACUCCAACCUGACCUCUCCUCCUGACCGCGACGCGUUUUUUGACGCCCCGCUUGAUAAACUUCUACCCGAUUCCCCAUAUAACAGCUCAAACUCUUAUUAUGCCUCGGUGAGCUUCUUCAGGUCGAUAGGUAUUACCCAGUGGUGGAAGGGGGGCGAGCCAACAGCUGGGCAGCUGGCCAAGAUCAGGGGGCAUCUGGCGGCGGCAAAGGAAAGGGGGUUGGUGAGCAGGUACUGGGAGCUGCCUGCUUGGCCGAUUCAUGUGAGGAAUAAGAUUUGGGAGGUGCUGGUUGGGGAGGGGAUGGGCAUGUUGAAUGUGGAUGAUUUGAAGGGGGCGACGAGCGAGGAUUGGAGGAGGAUUAGGACUUGGAGGAGGAUAUUGAGGUUGUUUUGAACAGAGAGGGG
This is a messenger RNA of Podospora pseudopauciseta, 2032 nucleotides long. RefSeq lists its product as uncharacterized. Gene Ontology annotation, biological process: lipid metabolic process. Gene Ontology annotation, molecular function: phosphoric diester hydrolase activity. The record is from RefSeq and is a predicted model, not a curated record. Bases 552 to 2021 code for a protein of 489 amino acids. The transcript has 2 exons. NCBI's taxonomy places the organism in Eukaryota, Fungi, Ascomycota, Sordariomycetes, Sordariales, Podosporaceae.